Messenger RNA from Poecile atricapillus (Black-capped chickadee), 2343 nucleotides. RefSeq names its product heme binding protein 2 (gene HEBP2). The record is from RefSeq and is a predicted model, not a curated record. Bases 1655 to 2245 code for a protein of 196 amino acids. Lineage: Eukaryota; Metazoa; Chordata; Aves; Passeriformes; Paridae. Gene Ontology annotation, cellular component: cytoplasm. The transcript is spliced from 4 exons.
UAGCACUAGUAGUUUGUGGAGUGGCAUGUUCUGGCUGCACUUGUGCUAGCAGUGUAACCCUGCUGCCUGUCCCUUUGGCCCAUGUAUUAACAGCUGCAGAAAAAACCUAAGCACUCUAUAGACAUAUUUCUAUGAAGAGAUGGAAAUUUCAAAGUUCAGCUUUCCUGUACAUCUAAAAUAAUUCAACUGUAUCUGGAAGAUUCUUCUGUUUGUCUCUCCCAUCCCAAAGCAUUGAUUUACGUAUUAAAAAAUAUUUCUAACAGGCAGUCACUGACAGUACUACCCAUGAAGUUACAAAAUCCAGAGCUGUGAGGGCUACCCAGUAGUUAAGGAAAAGUAUGUUGGGAAGCAGCUGGAAUUAGCCAGUAAAGCAAAACUAGCUCAUUCAGUAGCCAAUGUAAGUGAUUAAGCAGCAUCUUUGGCUUUGAAGUGGCAAUAAAUUGUUGUAGGAGCAAUUACACUGAAACUUCCUAUUUGCUUCUAAUUAUAUGUCUUUCUGCUUCAUGAUGCUUUGUUGACUUGUUGACACCAUGGACAAAGUCUAUUAAUAGAGUACAACUAUGCAACAGUCUCUGGUGACCAUCUUUCUGGUCAGGUCUGCUGGAGAUGAUGCACCUUCAGGCUGGGACAGAGAAGGAACAGCACCUGCCUUUACUACUAGUAGCUGUAUCCAGCUGUUUGAUAUGGACCUUCCCUUAAUCUAUGGUGAUAACUGAAAGUGCUGCUAGAAAAAGCUCACUAUUUAAAUGGCUCCACAUACUACUUUACAUUCUAAAGGAACACAGUACCGCCAGGGUUUGUGACCUUUUUAUUGGUGUGCUUUAAUAAAAACUUUUUAACUUCAGAUCAUAAAAAAUCUUUAUAGCCACCUCUAGGCAGGGUAUGGAAGCGGAUUAAUAGAAUUCAACAGCAGUCCAGACACUGCAAGAAGAUGGAACAACCAAGAAAGUAGUUAAGUACCACAAAGCAGUUGAUUUUACAAAACUCACAUUGUUGCCCAAGAAAUAGGUAAUUUAAUUAUAGCCUGAGAAGGCAACAUUCUAUGACCUAAAAAUCUAGGUAAUCACUGAAUUAUGUGCCCUUCACAACACAAAGGGCAAAGGACAUUGUAAUAUAACAGAAGGCAGAGACUGUCAGAAUGUAGGUGUCACACUACAGUCUGCCUGGUUAACAAAAGAAGUUAUAUAUGGAGGCCACUAAAAGCUCAGCAUCUAACUAGGUAUGAUUUCAACAGUGGUUUUGAAUACUUUCACUCGCUUUGUCUGGGACAGUGUUUUUAAGUUUUCACCUUUUUUCCUCACAUGUGAAGGCUAUGGAGGAAAACAGUUAUUCAUUCAGAAAUGCAAAAAUUCAUUUAUCCACAGGACUCUGAGGCUAAAGGCUUUUAAGAAAGUCAUCAGCUAUCAUGAUAGGCCAAAUAGUUAAGGGCACAGUCAACACCAGAUCACCCACCAAACCACUACUGCUUUUUCAUCCAGAAGGGAAGACUUAAGUCCUUUUAACUUGCAGAUUUUCACAAAAUUCCCUUCCUCCAGUAGAGGUAGUUUUCUGGUCCUGGUGCUCUGUUCCUGCAGGGGAAAAUGGGUUUCAGGCUUUUUUCAGGCUUUCCACCAGUUCAGCUACAACUGAAAAGCCCUAGUGCCAUAUUUAAGAGAUGCCAAUGAACUGUGUCUCCCUUCCAGCUCUGGUUAAGAUGAUCAAGUCCUUCAAGCAAACAUUUCUGUCCCUGGACCUGAAGUCCCCUCGCUGGAGCUCAACAGAGGCAGUGGCAAAGGACUAUGAACUGCGUCAGUAUGAGACAGCAAAGUGGGUCAGCACAGUCAUUAGGGGAGAAACCCAGAAGGAAGCAAUGCGCCAGGGCUUCUGGAAACUCUUCCACUACAUCCAGGGAAAGAACGAAAAAGAAAUGAAGAUUGAUAUGACUGUGCCAGUGACCUGCCUGGUAAAAUCAGGCUGCACAGACUUCAAGAUCUCUUUCUUUGUGCCAUUUGAACACCAGGACUGCCCCCCACAGCCCACUGACUCCAAUGUGUUUAUUGAGGAACGGAAGGCAGCACCUCUCUUUGUCCGGUCCUUCGGUGGAUUUGCCACCCCAGAGAAAUAUGCUGAGGAAGCUGACAUCCUGGCCAGAACCUUAAGAAACAGAGGCCAACCAUUCCACGAAGACUUCUUUUAUACUGCAGGCUAUGACAGUCCCUUCAAGCUCUUUAACAGGCAUAAUGAAGUGUGGUAUUUUAAAAAGUAAAAUGAUGGGAGAAUAUUAAGAGGCUACUAAUCAGCUCUGGAUGAAAAGACCUUAGUAUUGGCUUUUUGCUGUAGUGCAGAAGAGCAUUAAUUUGAAUG